Messenger RNA from Vanessa atalanta (red admiral), 943 nucleotides. It is a transcript of the gene Ktl, whose product is annotated as BTB/POZ domain-containing protein KCTD16. Gene Ontology annotation, biological process: protein homooligomerization. The record is from RefSeq and is a predicted model, not a curated record. Lineage: Eukaryota; Metazoa; Arthropoda; Insecta; Lepidoptera; Nymphalidae.
AUGAAGUCAGUAACCCGGGCGUGUGUUAUUGAUGGGAGCGGGCGCGGGCGGAGGACGCACGGAAAGUGGGUCAGGAGGGGCGCCAGUCGCGCGGCACUGCGCCCUCAGCCUCCAGCCAUGGCGGACGCGCCGCCAGAAGUCCUCGAGCUGAACGUAGGCGGCGUGCACUAUGCCACUACACGCGACACGCUGUUGCGCGAGCCGGACUCGCUACCCGCUGCCGCGCUCCGCGAUCCGGAUCAUCCCCGCGACGCGCGCGGUCGCAUUUUCUUUGAUCGCGACGGCGUCCUCUUCCGCUACGUACUUGACUACCUUCGAGAUGGUGGCCUCGUCUUGCCGGAAUGCUUUCGCGAGCAUAAACGCCUGUCGCGCGAAGCCAAACACUAUAGGUUAGUGGGUCUGGAACAUGCAGUACGGGAAGCCGAUCCGCGACCGCCAAACCGGGAACGUGGCUGUAUAACCGUUGGCUAUCGCGGUAGCUUUGCCUUCGGCCGUGAUGGCCUUGCUGAUGUCAAAUUCCGCAAGCUGUCGCGUAUUUUGGUAUGUGGAAAAGUAACACUAUGCCGGGAUGUAUUCGGUGAGACACUGAAUGAAUCCCGUGAUCCAGAUCAUGGGCUUGCGGAUAGAUACACAUCACGAUUCUUCCUUAAACAUUCUUUCAUCGAACAAGCUUUCGACAUGUUGCAAGAGCAAGGAUUUAAACUAACAGCUAGCUGCGGAAGUGGAACGGCUGGCGGCGCGGCAGAACUGAAACCUGGUGUUGAUUCCGAGGAGAACCGCUGGAAUCAUUACAAUGAGUUUGUGUUCGUACGCGAGUAAUAUCUCUAUCUAUUGUGAUACUGGAUCCCCUAACAAUAUUUGGGGCGCAAUGCUUCUGUGGAUCAGCCACAAAGAUUAUAUGAAACGUUUAAAAGUAUCCACAGGUAACCAGACUAUAUAUAUA